Tarenaya hassleriana is the source of this 3256-nucleotide messenger RNA. RefSeq names its product ATPase 2, plasma membrane-type-like. Gene Ontology annotation, cellular component: plasma membrane. The transcript is spliced from 16 exons. NCBI's taxonomy places the organism in Eukaryota, Viridiplantae, Streptophyta, Magnoliopsida, Brassicales, Cleomaceae. The record is from RefSeq and is a predicted model, not a curated record. Gene Ontology annotation, biological process: proton export across plasma membrane; regulation of intracellular pH. The coding region runs from base 150 to 2996 and encodes 948 amino acids. Gene Ontology annotation, molecular function: P-type proton-exporting transporter activity; ATP binding; ATP hydrolysis activity.
CUGCAGCGAAACAUCGCUUCGGCCACCUCUCUCUCGCUCUCUCUCUCUCUCUCUCUCUCCGUGGUAUGAUCGAGUGCUGAAACGGCAGAGAGAACUGUCGUUUUGGGUGUGUUUUCGUCGUCGUUGGUGGUUCAGUCAAGGAGGGCGAUAUGUCGAGUCUCGAGGAUAUCAAGAACGAGAACGUUGAUCUGGAGAAAAUUCCGAUCGAGGAAGUUUUCCAGCAGCUAAAAUGUUCCAGGGAAGGUUUAACAACGCGGGAAGGAGAAGACAGGCUUCAAAUCUUUGGCCCCAACAAGCUGGAAGAGAAAAAGGAAAGCAAAUUCCUGAAGUUCCUGGGAUUCAUGUGGAAUCCUCUUUCAUGGGUCAUGGAAGCUGCUGCCAUCAUGGCCAUUGCUUUGGCCAAUGGUGGAGGGAAGCCCCCGGACUGGCAAGACUUUGUCGGUAUCAUCUGUUUGUUGGUUAUCAACUCCACCAUCAGUUUUAUCGAGGAAAACAAUGCCGGUAAUGCUGCUGCUGCUCUUAUGGCCGGUCUUGCUCCUAAAACCAAGGUGCUUAGGGAUGGAAAAUGGAGUGAACAGGAAGCUGCUAUUCUUGUUCCGGGAGAUAUCAUCAGCAUCAAGCUGGGAGUCAUUAUCCCAGCCGAUGCCCGUCUUCUUGAGGGUGAUCCCUUAAAGGUGGACCAGUCUGCUCUAACCGGAGAAUCACUUCCUGUCACCAAGUACCCGGGCAAUGAAGUUUUCUCGGGUUCAACCUGCAAACAGGGAGAGAUCGAGGCGGUUGUUAUUGCAACCGGUGUUCACACCUUCUUUGGUAAAGCUGCCCACCUUGUGGACAGCACUAACAAUGUCGGACACUUCCAGAAGGUUCUCACAGCCAUUGGGAACUUCUGUAUCUGUUCUAUUGCUGUGGGUAUGGUGAUCGAGAUAAUCGUCAUGUACCCGAUUCAGCACAGGGAAUACAGGGACGGAAUUGAUAACCUUCUGGUCCUCUUGAUCGGUGGUAUCCCCAUUGCUAUGCCUACUGUUUUGUCUGUUACCAUGGCUAUUGGGUCCCACAGGUUGUCUCAGCAAGGGGCCAUUACCAAGCGUAUGACCGCCAUUGAGGAGAUGGCGGGAAUGGAUGUCCUCUGCAGUGACAAAACUGGAACACUUACCCUCAACAAGUUGAGUGUUGACAAAAACUUGGUCGAGGUUUUUGCCAAGGGUGUGGAGAAAGAUCAAGUCAUCUUAUUUGCGGCUAGGGCCUCAAGAGUAGAGAAUCAAGAUGCCAUCGAUGCAGCCAUGGUUGGAAUGCUUGCUGAUCCAAAGGAGGCCCGAGCUGGGAUCAGAGAGGUUCACUUCUUUCCAUUCAAUCCUGUGGACAAGAGAACUGCUCUGACUUACAUCGAUGGUGACGGUAAAUGGCACAGGGUCAGCAAGGGUGCUCCCGAGCAGAUCAUUGAUCUUUGCGGAGCCAGGGAUGACCUUAAGAGAAAGGUGCAUGCUAUUAUUGACAAGUAUGCCGAGCGUGGGCUUAGGUCAUUGGCGGUUGCCCGACAGGUGGUGCCGGAGAAAACCAAGGAAAGCCCUGGUGGUCCUUGGGAAUUUGUUGGCUUGUUGCCUCUUUUUGACCCUCCAAGGCAUGACAGUGCAGAAACUAUCCGAAGAGCUUUGAAUCUCGGUGUUAAUGUCAAGAUGAUCACUGGUGACCAGCUUGCCAUCGGUAAGGAAACUGGCCGUAGGCUCGGAAUGGGAACCAACAUGUAUCCAUCUUCUUCUUUGCUUGGACAGGACAAGGACUCUAACAUUGCAUCGAUUCCUGUGGAGGAAUUGAUUGAGAAAGCUGAUGGAUUUGCUGGCGUCUUCCCAGAGCACAAGUACGAAAUAGUGAAGAAGUUGCAGGAGAGGAAGCACAUUGUUGGAAUGACUGGUGAUGGUGUAAACGAUGCUCCUGCUCUUAAGAAAGCUGAUAUCGGUAUUGCGGUGGAUGAUGCCACAGAUGCCGCAAGGGGUGCUUCGGAUAUUGUUCUCACUGAACCUGGUUUGAGCGUUAUUAUCAGUGCUGUCCUCACUAGCCGAGCUAUUUUCCAGAGAAUGAAGAACUAUACCAUUUACGCUGUCUCCAUUACAAUUCGUAUUGUGUUUGGAUUCAUGCUUAUUGCUCUUAUAUGGAGAUUUGACUUCUCCGCUUUCAUGGUUCUUAUCAUCGCCAUUCUUAAUGAUGGUACCAUCAUGACUAUCUCGAAGGACAGAGUUAAACCAUCUCCCACACCCGACAGUUGGAAACUCAAAGAGAUUUUCGCUACAGGAGUUGUGCUUGGAGGCUACAUGGCUAUAACGACUGUCGUUUUCUUCUGGGCAAUGUACAAGACUGAUUUUUUCUCGGAAAAAUUCGGUGUGAGGUCUAUAAGGAACAGCCAGGAUGAGUUAAUGUCUGCUUUGUAUCUACAAGUUAGUAUUAUCAGUCAAGCUCUAAUCUUUGUCACGAGGUCAAGGAGCUGGUCGUUUGUGGAGCGUCCUGGACUGUUACUGUUGACUGCCUUUCUCAUUGCACAACUGAUUGCAACAUUCAUUGCGGUGUACGCCGACUGGACAUUUGCAAAGAUUAAGGGUAUCGGAUGGGGAUGGGCUGGUGUGAUAUGGCUGUACAGUCUGGUCACUUACUUCCCCUUGGACGUCAUGAAGUUUGCCACCCGAUACUUCUUGACUGGAAAGGCAUGGACCAACAUGUACGAGAACAAGACCGCUUUCACCACCAAGAAAGAUUACGGUAAAGAAGAGAGAGAGGCUCAAUGGGCGCACGCUCAAAGGACGCUUCACGGCCUUCAGCCAAAAGAAUCUGUUGACGUCUUCCCCGAGAAAGGAGGCUACAGAGAACUGUCUGAGAUUGCAGAGCAAGCCAAGAGGAGAGCCGAGAUUGCGAGGCUGAGAGAGCUGCACACCCUCAAGGGCCAUGUGGAAUCAGUGGUGAAGCUAAAGGGCUUGGACAUUGAGACUCCUGGACACUACACCGUGUAGGACAGAAACCCAGAGACCAAAACAGAAGAUUAUGACCUCUUUUCUCGUCUUGAUCUUCUUCUUAGUCAUAUGAUUGGGAGAGAACUGUGUUUAUUGCCAACUCUUCCAGAAACUCUUUGUCUUUUGCUUGAUUUUCUUAAUAACGAUGCUGCUGCUGAUGAUGGUCUUAUUUCCCCUUAUUCGACGAGCCGUUGUAAUUUGACUCUUCAUCAGCCUUGCCCUUUUUAUAUAAAUAAUGAUGUUGAUGAUGAUGAUGAUGA